This is a messenger RNA of Suillus bovinus, 1134 nucleotides long. RefSeq lists its product as uncharacterized. The transcript has 5 exons. The record is from RefSeq and is a predicted model, not a curated record. Bases 1 to 1134 code for a protein of 377 amino acids. Lineage: Eukaryota; Fungi; Basidiomycota; Agaricomycetes; Boletales; Suillaceae.
AUGUCUCAUUUCUCUCAAAACACGUCUGACUCAGAUGGUGAAUGGGAUGCAGAGUCCAAUGUUGAAUCUGUUGCAAUUCCGGGGCCAAACGCCUCGAAGGGAGACUUCAUGGAUGCACUCAAGGCGCUGCAAAUCCAGGUUCAGAAGCUCGUUGAGGAAAAUUGCACUCUUCACGAGGAGAACAAGGUUCUCGUUGCCGAGAAGCCUAAAUGCAAACGUCGCACAGAAGCUCCCGACAAACUCCUGGCCCACGAACAAACAAUCACACUCUAUGCUCGUAAAUACGGUAUGACUGUUGAAAUGUUCCCCAACACCGACCUUUUCAGCAUGCAACGUCCCGAGAACCCAACACCAUUCAACAGCCGAGACCAAUACUUGACAGCAAUGACCCAGGAAUCGGCGUUUUUGGACAAGCUAUAUCAACACUUCCCUAGUUGCUUACACAGUGUUAUGGAAAGCUCGUAUUUCAGCGAUCUCGUAAUGAAGUCCAUCUCCGAGGCUCGCUCAUCAGAAAUCAACAAACUAUGUAGUGUUGCGGGCAGUAUAUUUGACCUUCUGGGAGUAUACUUCAGCAAUACCCAGUACCGCAGAGCCGACGUCGCAGACAUACAGAAAAUGCUUGGAGUGUCAGCAACAAAUCCAAAGUACAAGACAUUUCCACCGGUCCUGUUCCUUGGAAUGCAAGAGGACCCUACCUUGAAGACUAUUCUGAAGGCCGCACUUCGCGGUGUUACUUCGCUUCAUCAAGAGACCACUGGUGGACCAAAGACCAAUGCCCGAAAGUGGAACCUUGAACACAUUACACCAGGAUCUAUUGCGUGGGCUGCUGUCAUUGACAGCCGCCGCAUCCAGACCAUUGUGCAAAACAUCGACCGAGCAGUUUUUGGCUCUGCUAAAUCUUCUACUCCUGCAGCCACUCAAGAAGAUCACUCCAGCGAAGUCAUUCGUGCAAUGAACGCACUCGAUAUUGAUAGCGACACCGAGUCAGAUAUAUCUGAACCUACUCCAACGUCUUCCGCAGUCCAGAGUACCACUGCCUUUCAUUCCAACACUGUCGAGGUGGCACAGCCUCCCACCACUCUCAGCACUAUUUCGUCACUUAGUACCACCUCCACUCUCAGUGCUACUUUCUGA